This is a messenger RNA of Nicotiana tabacum (common tobacco), 579 nucleotides long. The record is from RefSeq and is a predicted model, not a curated record. NCBI's taxonomy places the organism in Eukaryota, Viridiplantae, Streptophyta, Magnoliopsida, Solanales, Solanaceae.
AUGUUCUUUGAUGGAGCUGUAAAUGCAAAGGGUGUUGGGAUUGGGGAAAUUUUGAUUUCGCCCAUGGGUCAGCACUAUCCGGCUACAACCCGGCUUUGGUUCUUCUGUACAAAUAACACAGCUGAAUAUGAAGAUUGCAUCAUGGGCAUGAACAUGGCAAUUGAUAUGGAUGUAGAAGAAUUAUUAAUCAUGGGAGAUUCUGAUUUGAUCAUUCGGUAUAUUCCUCGAUUCCACAAUGAGUUAGCUGAUGCACUAGCUACCUUGGCUGCAAUGCUGACGUAUCCGAGCAACGUCCAUAUUGACCCGUUAGAGAUUCAAAUCCGAGAAAGACAUGGUUAUUGCAAUAUAGUUGAAGUAGAACCAAAUGACCAGCCAUGGUAUCAUGAUAUUAAAAGGUUCUUGAAAACAAAGGAAUACCCUGAGCAGGCCAAUGGAGACCAAAAAAGAACCAUCAGAAGGCUUGCCAGCAGUUUCUUCUUAAGCGGAGAAGUGUUGUAUAAGAGAACUCCAGAUCUGAAUCUUUUAAGGUGUGUGGAUGCCAAAGAAACUGAAAAGAUCAUGAAUGAAGUGCAUUCAGGA